Agelaius phoeniceus (red-winged blackbird) is the source of this 1081-nucleotide messenger RNA. Lineage: Eukaryota; Metazoa; Chordata; Aves; Passeriformes; Icteridae. The record is from RefSeq and is a predicted model, not a curated record.
CGAGCGGAGCUCCGGGCCCGCCAUGGCCGCGGGGGCGGUGGGGGCUGUCCCGGCUGAGCCGCUGCCGCUGCCGGGCCGCCUGCCCGGAGGAGCCGGCACGGAGCGCGCCCUGAAGAAGCAGAGGCCUCCGGCACCCUCAGCUUGGCCGGCCGGCGGCUGCGCGCCUUCCCGGCGGCGGCGGCGCGGCGCUGGGACCUCAGCGACACCACCCAGGCCGUCCCUUCCUGAGGCUGCCUUGUCCCCGUCGUUCCCUAUCCCCGUGAAUGCCCCGUCCCUGCGGGCCGCCUCCGCUGUCCCACACGCUGCCCCGGCUCCCUCCAGACCUGUCCGGAACCGUUUCGGGGAGGUGCCGGAGGCCGCCUGCCGCCUGGUCUCUCUGGAAGGGCUGAGCCUGCACCACAACUGCCUGCGCAGCGUCCCCCCGGCCAUCGCCAACCUGCAGGCCCUGGCUCACCUGGACCUCAGCCGCAACCAGCUGAGCUCGCUGCCCGCCUGCCUGUGCCUGCUGCCGCUCCGCGUCCUCAACGCCAGCAACAACCGCCUGGCCCGGCUGCCGCCGAACCUGGGCGCCCUCCGCACGCUGCGGCAGCUGGACGUGGGCUGUAACCGGCUGCGGGCGCUGCCGCCGGGGCUGGGGCAGCUGCGGGCGCUGCGGGACCUCAACGUGCGGCGGAACCAGCUGGCAGCGUUGCCCGAGGAGCUCUCGGAGCUGCCCCUGGUCCGCCUGGAUUUCUCCUGCAACCGGGUGGUGGCGAUUCCGCGCUGCUUCCGCCGGCUCCGGCACCUCCAGACCCUCCUGGCGGACAACAACCCGCUCCAGUUCCCCCCUGCCCAGAUCUGCCUGAAGGGCAAAGUCCACAUCUUCAAGUACCUGGAAGCCGAGGCUGACGCCCAUCCUGCCCCAGCAUGCCCCCCGGAUGAGUCGUGUCCCCUCCGGCAGCGAGGGGGGCUGGACUCCGGCUUCCACAGCGUGGACAGCGGCAGCAAGCGCUGGUCGGGGAACGAGUGCUCGGAUGAGUCCUCGGAGCCAUCCCGGCAGCACAGAGAGAUGCACGGCAGGGCAGCCAAUAAACACGGCUGA